This is a messenger RNA of Aaosphaeria arxii CBS 175.79, 1453 nucleotides long. Its product is annotated as PLP-dependent transferase. Gene Ontology annotation, molecular function: pyridoxal phosphate binding; transaminase activity. Gene Ontology annotation, biological process: amino acid metabolic process; biosynthetic process. The transcript is spliced from 7 exons. The coding region runs from base 108 to 1439 and encodes 443 amino acids. The record is from RefSeq and is a predicted model, not a curated record. Lineage: Eukaryota; Fungi; Ascomycota; Dothideomycetes; Pleosporales.
GAUUCACUCACUCUGUGGAAUCUUUUGCUACCACAGUCGGAUAGGCCGUCGUCUCUGCAAUCAUUCCCUGUCCUUCGUGGGUUUGCACAUCCUAACAAGGAAAGGCCAUGGAGACAAAUGGUUUAUCCGAGCGGGGAGCUUUGAAUCAUGCCCAUCGAGACAUUUGGGGACCGCGAAUAAAACUAAUGGCCAACCAAUGGUCAUUCGCCAAUGAUGGAGGAUUGGUCAACUUAAGGCUGGCGGAAAACAGUCUAAUGCAUAGAGAGAUGUCUAAUUUGAUAACAUCACAGGUCGCAGUCGAAGCCACGAAACAUCUCACAUAUAGCACAGGUCCCCGUGGGUCCAUCCGUCUUCGCUGCGCUGCUGCAAAUUUUCUCAACGAGUCGUUUCAUUCCAACACAAAAAUCACCCUGGACGAUAUAUUCAUAACAUCCGGCGCAGCUGGUGCAAUUGAUGCUCUAGCAUGGUCGAUCUGCGACAGUGGGGAUGGCAUACUAAUCCCACAGCCUUACUACAAUGGAUUCGACUUUGAUUUACUCAAUCGCAGCAAUGUCAUUGUGGUCGGGGUUUCCUACCAUGAUGUCCCAGGCUAUGGUGGGCUGGAAGACAAUUUCGACGCAUCGAUCAAUCGGCAGGCUCUAGACAGUGCCUUGCAGAAAGCACGGAGCGAAAGGAUUAGAAUCCGAGCAUUGAUGAUUUCAAACCCUCAUAACCCACUCGGUAGAUGCUAUCCUUCUGACACAUUGGCGGAGUUCAUGUCUUUCUGUCAUUCCAAUAAUUUACACCUGAUAUCAGAUGAAAUUUAUGCAUUUUCUGUCUUUCCUAAUCCUAAUUUAGAGAACUCGAACAGUUUCACCUCAGUCCUAUCGCUUACGGCACUGCACAUGAUCGAUCCGAGGUUUUUGCACGUCAUCUACGGCGCGAGUAAAGACUUCUGCGCCAAUGGACUGAGGUUAGGGCUUGUUUGUACCAAAAAUGAGGGUGUCAUAGGUGCAAUGUCAAGUAUCAGCAUGUUCUCAUGGCCGUCGCACAUCAUCCAGGAUAUAUGGGCAUACAUGCUCGAGGAUACCAAAUGGCGGAAUAACUUCAUAGGAAGAAAAUUGGAACUAAUGGAAGCAAACUAUCGAUUGGUAACGGGCUUCCUGUCUGAAAUCGGAGUUGAUUGGUUUCAAGCAAAUGCGGGUUUAUUUGUUUGGACAGAUUUACGUAGUGCUUUGAAGUCAACUACAGAUUCUGUUCUGGUUAACUAUACUGGCCAGGCUGCCUCCCCUGCAGCAGAAGCAGCGUUUAUAGAAGUCUGCUCGAAAGCCGGUGUUAUGAUUGCGCCUGGGCAUAUUUACCAUUCAGAAGAUAAUGGGUGGUUUCGUAUCACGUUUACCUUAGAGCCAGAGGCUUUACAGAAAGGAUUAGAAAGGUUGAAAAUAUCUUUAGGUAUAUAAUAUAAAGAAUAGAC